UUGGCAGCAUUGACUGUCGAUGUCAGAUACAUGUGUUGCUACAUACUCGGAUGUUGAUUUUACAAUGGAAAAGACCGUGGGCUCUUUACAAGAACAAGCUUUGAAAAGGAAAGAAAGACUAAAAGCACUCAGAGGACGGCAAUUUCAAGGGGGGGGACCAGAAGAUGGAGAGCCUGGUAGCAAGAAGGCACUAGACGAGACUGAAGCUGAAGAGAGGCACAGAGAUCUGAAGCUGAGGAACUACAGUCCAGAAGAUGAAGAACUGAAAGAAAGGCAGGUGCCCAAAGCUAAGCCUGCUUCAGUGGAAGAUAAGGUCAGAGAGCAGCUCGAAGCCGCAAACCCGGAGCCUGUCAUAGAGGAAGUGGAUCUGGCUAAUCUAGCUCCAAGGAAACCAGACUGGGACUUGAAGAGAGAUGUGGCAAAAAAACUGGAGAAACUAGAAAAACGAACUCAGAAGGCCAUUGCAGAACUCAUUCGUGACAGGCUGAAGGGCAGUGAAGCAGAUCUGGCCGAAGCUGUUGGAGCGGUCGCUGUAGAAGAGGCAGAAUCGGACUGAGCCCGUCCUCUGUAGUUACGGUUGCCUUCUCGCACAGAUUUUUCCAGAAGACAACAGUAGCUCUCCAGUUUGGCUUGUCGGCUGAAUUCUGAUGCUGCACAUCAGGUUAAGAAUUUGAUGUGUGUGUGUGUGGAUCAAAAGAAAUGUAUGCAUUCGAUGUUCUAUUCUUAAGAGUUUCAUACAUUUACAUUCAAUAAAAACCUUUUUUUCUAUAUUA
This is a messenger RNA of Electrophorus electricus (electric eel), 773 nucleotides long. RefSeq names its product coiled-coil domain containing 12 (gene ccdc12). Gene Ontology annotation, cellular component: post-mRNA release spliceosomal complex; U2-type spliceosomal complex. Lineage: Eukaryota; Metazoa; Chordata; Actinopteri; Gymnotiformes; Gymnotidae. The record is from RefSeq and is a predicted model, not a curated record.